CAAGGAUAAGCUCGGCAUCACCUCCGACGAGAUUCUCUCCUCGAUGCUCUGGUCCGAAGUGGUCUCCCGGCUGAUCCAGCAACAAAAGAUGUCGCCGUUUUGCAUCGUUCAGGACGAGUUGUCAGCUCUGGAGAUUGCGAACAUAAUUAUGCGCGAGGACAACUUCAUGAUUGCAUUGACCAAUCACAACACCUUCACUUCGCACCUUCCAGCAUGGUUCCCAGCGCGGCUCGCGUAUACCAGGGUGGUCCAUUGGAGCCUCCGCACGGCGAUCUUCCGUUCGGCCUUCGACGCGCGCAGCAGAAUCCAUGCACACUUUUUGGAUCAGCCUCUCGCGCUGGCACGGCGCCUGCAGUGGCUUGGCGUCCUCAACCUCGUCCUGAUGGUGCCUGUUCUCUUGUUCGUCACGAUCUUCUUUUUCAUGCGCCACGCCGAGGAGUUUCGCUCCCACAGGACGUCGCCGUUCGAGCGGCAGUGGACUGGGUACGCCCACUGGACUUUCCGCGAGUUCAACGAGCUGCCGCACCACUUCACGGCACGGAUGUGCCAUGCGCAGGCGGCGGCCGAGUCGUACGUGCGGUCGACCAGGGAGGCGUCGCCAGUGUUAGAUUCCAUGCGGCGAUUCACCAAGUUUGUGGCGGGCUCCAUCCUGGCCGUGCUCCUGGUGGUGGCGCUGUACGACGACUCCCCGCUGCUCUUCGUGAAGAUCCUGGAUAAGAAUCUGCUCUGGUACCUCGCCCUCUUCGGGUUCCUGUUCGCCGUGGCCGACAGCGCGCAAGGCGUGGCCGCCCAGCCGCACAAGGAGCUGCAGUCGCUCACAGCGAGCACGCCCCUGCAUAUGCACAUCGCGCUGAUGAAGCUGGUGAGAUGCACGCACUACCUGCCUGCGUCCUGGCGCUCCCCAGCUCCUCUGGAGGAGUUGGCGGGCGACUGCGGCGGUGUGCGGCGUGCGCACCUGUGCGAGCACUUCCGGCGGGUCCGCUCCGGCUUCCUCCAGGACUUUUUCGUGCACCGCAUCCAGGCGCUCGCAGAGGAGCUCCUCGGGGUUGUAUUGUGCCCACUGUUGCUAAUGGCGUACUUGCCACAAGCGGCUCCCGAGAUCGUUGACGUGAUCAGGCGCUCGCAGCACGCCUCCAACAACCUCGGGGACUGGUGCGCCUUCGGCUGCCUGGACCCUGCCCGCAGCGGCAGCGACCUGUACGGGAGCCCGCUGCGCCUUGGAGGCGCCGGCGGCAUGGCGGGCGGCAGCGGGAGCAGCAGUGCCACGGAACCCCCGUCCAUGCUCGGGUGGGGCGGCCGGGAGCUCGGGUCGCACGACGGCAAGCUGGAGAAGUCGGUCGUCUCCUUCCUGCUCGCCCACCGGUUGCCCUGGCUCCACCGCGAGGGCGACGAGGC
This is a messenger RNA of Prorocentrum cordatum, 1395 nucleotides long. Lineage: Eukaryota; Dinophyceae; Prorocentrales; Prorocentraceae. The record is from the annotation of a GenBank genome assembly.